AUGAUGGUGAUGGUGGAGGUGUUAAUGGUAAAGAUGGUGAUGAAGCUAAUGAUGACAGUAGUGAAGAAGAUUAUGGGAGCGGUCUUAGGGAAUCCCAAGAGUGAUGAGAUGAAUGUGAAGGUGCUGGUCUUUGAACACUUUCUGCCAAUGCUGCAGAUCAUAGCAAAGAAUAAGGACCAGGGCACAUAUGAAGAUUAUGUAGAGGAAGGGAAUGGCACAGUCAUGAGUGCUGAAAUACGGCACAUCAUUAUCACUCUGGGUGAGAAGAUGACCAAGGAAGAAGGGGAAGUGUUGGUGGCAGGGCAUAAGGACAGCAACAGUUGUAUCAACUAUGAAGAGCUAGUCCGGAUGGUGCUGAAUGGCUGA
This is a messenger RNA of Dromiciops gliroides (monito del monte), 366 nucleotides long. Its product is annotated as myosin light polypeptide 6-like. Bases 1 to 366 code for a protein of 121 amino acids. Lineage: Eukaryota; Metazoa; Chordata; Mammalia; Microbiotheria; Microbiotheriidae. The transcript is spliced from 2 exons. The record is from RefSeq and is a predicted model, not a curated record. Gene Ontology annotation, molecular function: structural constituent of muscle. Gene Ontology annotation, cellular component: myosin II complex.